Drosophila serrata is the source of this 3295-nucleotide messenger RNA. It is a transcript of the gene Glt, whose product is annotated as Glutactin. Lineage: Eukaryota; Metazoa; Arthropoda; Insecta; Diptera; Drosophilidae. The record is from RefSeq and is a predicted model, not a curated record.
ACGCAGUGAGCAACAUGCAGCCGCUGCUCCUUGUUGUGCUGGCCCUUUGUGCGGCCCCAAUCUUUGGUCUCCCCAGACCAGACUAUGACGACGAUUACAACGAUGAGGAGGCGAAGCCAUGGCAGCCGGAGCCCCUGAAGCCAGCUCCCUGGCAGGCGGAACCACGCAACGCACCCCAAGAGCCCCAGUCGGCCGUGGUGCCUAUUCCCGGGAUCGGACAGAUCGAGGGAGUUCGCAACUAUAAGACCAUUGCCGGACGUCCUGUGAACGCCUUUUUGGGCGUGCGGUAUGGUCAAGUGGGCAGCGGUCUGGCACGAUUCCAGGCGGCUCAACCUGCUAACCUCCGGGGACGGAUUGACGCCACCGUGCAGAGCCCGAACUGUGCCCAGUUUCCGGAGUUGCAGCGCCUGAGGGAAUCCGAGUCCCGCGGCGAGAACGUGGACGAUUGCCUGACCUUGAACAUCUACGCACCCGAGGCCAAGGACCUGCCGGUGCUGGUCUUCGUGCACGGCGAGAUGCUGUUCGACGGUGGCGCUGAAGAGGCCCAGCCGGACUAUGUCCUAGAGAAGGACGUGCUCCUCGUCUCGAUCAACUAUCGUCUGGCGCCCUUCGGCUUCCUGAGCGCUCUGAGCGACGAGCUUCCUGGUAACGUGGCUCUCUCCGAUCUUCAAUUGGCCCUCGAGUGGCUGCAGCGCAAUCUGGCUCACUUUGGCGGCAAUCCCGGUCAGGUUACGCUGGCAGGACAGGCGGGCGGAGCCACAUUGGUCCACGCUCUUAGCCUCAGCGGACAGGCCUCAGACCUCUUCCAGCAAUUGAUCCUGCAGUCGGGCACCGCCCUCAAUCCCUACCUGAUCGAUGAGCGCCCGUUGGAGACCCUGGACACCUUUGCCCGCCUCGCCCGUUGUCCAACCAAUCCCGCCGCCCGCACCCUUGCCCCGCUGUACGACUGCCUGGCGACACUGCCCACCUCGCAGCUGGUCUCCGCCUUCGAGCAGCUCUUCGAGCAGAACGAGCCGCGUGGUCUUAGCUCCCUCGGCGGCUUCAAGCUUGUCGUGGGCGACCGCCUUGGAUACCUGCCCCGUCACCCGGCCGCCCUGGCCGCCAACGCCAGCAACAGUGUGCCCACCAUUGUCGGAGCCGCCAAAGAUGCCAGCGCCUUCAUCCUGUCACGCUUCUAUAACCAGAUCGCCGGCCUGCAGUCCCGGAAUGUGAGCGACUAUAUCGAUGUGGUGCUGCGUCACACGGCACCUCCCAGCGAGCACCACAUCUGGAAGCAAUGGGCUCAACGUGAGAUCUUCUCCUGGGACAUGCAGUACUCGGCCAGUGUCCGCAAUGUGACGCAGGGUCUGCUGGAGCUGAGUAACCUAAUCCUGUACCGCGCUCCCGUCAUCUUCUCCAUCCGCCAGUCCUACCGCUCGACACCAGUUUACCUGUACACUUUUGACUACCGCGGCGAACACCACCGCUUUGGACAUCUGAAUAAUCCCCUGCCCUUCGGUGUGGAUGCCUCACUGAGCGAUGACAGCGUCUACUUGUUCCCCUACCCAGUGGAGGCCAGUCGCUUGAAUCCCGUCGACAGGUCCCUGUCCCGUGCCCUGGUCACCAUGUGGGUGAACUUUGCGGUUACUGGAGUGCCCAACCCGAACUCUGGAGUGUGGCCACGAGCCACGUCCGAGUAUGGACCCUUCCUGCGCUUCACCAACAACCGCCAGAAUAUGCUUGAGCUGGAUCCACACUUCGGAGAGGGAAUCAACUUGCCCAAUAUUUACGGAGAGUACUUCAAUGCCACCACCAGCAGCAGUGGAUCGGUUGCACCACCGACCAGACCCUACACAUAUCCAACAUAUCCAACCUAUCCCACUACUACCACCACCACCACGACCACGACCACAACUACCAGGCGUCCGUACGCGUAUAAUCCCUAUGCCAACUGGCAGAACAGGCAACCGCAACAGACUUGGCGUCCAGCAAAUCCAGACUACGUGAGAGCUCAGGAGGAGCGGCAGGCGCAGUUCAUCCGGGAUCAGCAGUUGCGGGCACAGCGGGAAAGGGAGCAGCGUUGGCGAGAGCAGCAGCAGCGGGAUAACCAGAAUCGUCGUCCAGCACAGGAUCCUCGAGAGCAACAACGUCAAGAACACGAGCAACAACAACGAGAGAAGGCGCUGCAAGAACAACAGCGUCGCGAACAAAUACUGCGAGCGCAACAACAACGAGAGCAAUAUGAACGUGAGCAGCGAGAGCGUGAGCAGCGAGAGCGAGAACGGGAGCAGCGAGAGCGAGAACAGCGAGAGCGGGAGCAGCAAGAGCGAGAACAGCAAGAGCGUGAGCAGCAAGAGCGAGAGCAACAAGAGCGAGAUCAAUCAGUACGCGAUGAAAACCCAAAUAACGAACUUGAACCCUAUCCCAGCUAUGAUGACUAUCUCCGAAAUCACCAAGACCAGUCUUCUGAAUCUACACCCGAUCGUGGUUACGACGAGGAGCUGCAGAGACGUGAGCAGCAGGCACGGGAACAGGAGGAGCGACUCGAGGAAGAGCGCUUGCAACAGGAACGAGAGCAGCAGGAGCGGGAACAGCAGCCGGAUGAAAAUUCCGACGAUGAUCGACAAUCCUAUCCCAGCUACGAAGAUUACCUUAAAGCGCAGCAAGGAGAAAAUCCUCCAGAUACGGAACCAGAGCGUAACUAUAACGAGGAGCAGGACCGCGAGCAACAACUCCGUGAGCAGCAUGAACGAGAGCAGCAGGAGCGUGAGCAGCAGGAGCGUGAGCAGCAGGAGCGUGAGCAGCAGGAGCGUGAGCAGCAGGAGCGUGAGCAACAGGAGCGAGAGCAGCAGGAGCAGGAGCGAAGGGAUCAGGUAGAUCAGGAGCAAGAAGAGCCACUUGAGGAGAAUCCGGAAGACUCUGAAGACCAGGAACCUUCCGAUCCGGCCAACGAUCCCAGCUCCUAUCCAAGCUACGAGGAUUACGUGCGUGCCCAGCAAAAGAUGCGCGAGGAGGAGGAGGAACGUGACAGAGCCCUCGAGGCACGAGAGAGGGCCGAAGAGGAGCAGGAAGAGGCCCGUCAGGAACAUCCAGGAUAUUCACAGUUCAGGAGCCUGGCCAACGGACCACAGCACAUUAAGCUCAUGCACAGACACCAGCGACGCAGGCAUUAAAUAAUACCAAUCCCGUCUUUUAAUUUCUUUUAAAACACUCUUUUUAUAUUAAAAUAAACACAAUAUGAGCUAUCUGUACUAAUUUUGUACCUGUCGAAGCUUUCUUCUUGAGCUAUAUAGCACAUAUGUAUAUGAUUUUGAAA